AUGCCUGAAUCUGGAAUAAGGAUCAAUCCGGAAUGCGUCACCGCGUUCGCGGAACUGUCCAAGGAGCGUAAGCACCGGUACAUUAUCUACAAGAUUUCGGACGAUCAGCAGGAGGUCGUUAUCGACAGCAUCGGCGCCCGCGACAGCGCUCGCGAACUCGAGCUGGGCUGGGAACAAUUGUGGGAAGAGUUCGCUCAGAAAUUGAAGACGGCAAAAUUCACCUGGCAUACUGGCGCCACUUCUGAGCGUGGACCCCGCCUCGCCGUCUUCGAUGUGCCUUUUUCGCUCCCCGGUGAAGGCGAUCGGGAGAAAAUCGUCCUCAUCUCCUGGUCAUCGGAUGAUGCUUUCGGGUCCAUCGCUGGCAAGGGCAAGAUGGCUUAUUCCUUGGCCAAGCCAGUUCUCGCGAAUGCAUUCGGCAGCAGCGUCAUCGAAAUUCAAAUCAACGACGAAGCAGACCUCAACUGGACUAACAUAAAGAACGCGGCCAGCAAGGGCAAGGGCGUCUAG
Messenger RNA from Dichotomopilus funicola, 507 nucleotides. RefSeq lists its product as uncharacterized. Gene Ontology annotation, biological process: actin filament severing; actin filament depolymerization. Gene Ontology annotation, molecular function: actin filament binding. NCBI's taxonomy places the organism in Eukaryota, Fungi, Ascomycota, Sordariomycetes, Sordariales, Chaetomiaceae. Bases 1 to 507 code for a protein of 168 amino acids. The record is from RefSeq and is a predicted model, not a curated record. The transcript is spliced from 6 exons. Gene Ontology annotation, cellular component: cytoplasm; actin cytoskeleton; actin cortical patch.